AUGGCCAACUAUAAUCUUCCCCAGCCGUACUUUCAUCUCUGUCCCGACCUCAACAUUCCCCCGCCCCCCAAUGGCCAACUCAAGCUGGGCACAAUAUUGCGAGACGUCAGCAUUGGUAACGUCAUAUUCCCUCUUGACGGUGGCAAACCUAUUGAGGCUCCCGAUUCGCAACUAAGGCCGUUCCAAGUAGCUUCCAAGAUGGGUGGCUUUAUUCGGAGCCUGGAGGAACUCGGCGAAGGCAAUAUGUGGGAGGCAAUCGCUAACAGUGAGGUGGUGUCCCAAUACUCCCGCCCAAACUAUCACGUAAACAGACACAAAAUUUUGGCAGUGGAUAAGCUACUUGUUCGGUACUUUAUUCCGACGCCUGAUUACAUUGACAAGGCUCUCGAAAUCGAUGGUGUGGCCCAUUAUAUCGAGAGCACGCAGCGGAAGAGGCCUGUAUAUAUGAUCACUGGGCUGAUGUGGACCGACGGAGCUACGAAGCUUGUGAAUAAGCGUGGUGCAGACGGUUUUGACAGAGACUCAUCUAGUCCAUUCAUCGUCGGGAUCCGAGUUCGAAAGAUAUGGUGGCGUAAGAAUGGUACGAGGUAUGAAUCCGAAGACGAACUUGAAGCUCUAUUCGACCCCUCCAGCGCCAAGGAAGAGAGCAAUGAGGGCGAGACGAAAGAGGAGGAAAGCGAGAACCAAAGAAAGGAGAACGGUCGCAAUCAUCUUAAAGUUUGGUGGUUGCAAUAA
This is a messenger RNA of Trichoderma gamsii, 735 nucleotides long. RefSeq lists its product as hypothetical. NCBI's taxonomy places the organism in Eukaryota, Fungi, Ascomycota, Sordariomycetes, Hypocreales, Hypocreaceae. The coding region runs from base 1 to 735 and encodes 244 amino acids. The transcript has a single exon. The record is from RefSeq and is a predicted model, not a curated record.